Molecule: messenger RNA, 1563 nt
Organism: Oryza brachyantha (malo sina)
Lineage: Eukaryota; Viridiplantae; Streptophyta; Magnoliopsida; Poales; Poaceae
Product: cytochrome P450 81Q32-like
Exons: 2
Coding region: 1-1563 (520 amino acids)
Molecular function (GO): monooxygenase activity; heme binding; iron ion binding
Source: RefSeq, a predicted model, not a curated record
AUGGCCGGGACAGCCACCUGCAUGGCCCUCGCCGUUCUUCUCCACGUCGCCACCGUCGUCUUCCUCGUGGCCGUCCGCCUGGGGCGGCGAACACCGCGGGAUGGGUCGCUCCCGCUGCUCGGCCACUUCCACCUCCUCAGGAAGCCGUACCACGUCACCCUGGCGGCGCUCGGCACGGCGCCGCUCGUGACGCUGCGCCUGGGCGCGCGCCGCACGCUGCUCGUGUCGACGUACGCCGCCGCCGAGGAGUGCUUCACCACGCACGACGUCGCGCUCGCCGGCCGCCCGCAGCUGCUGGCCGGGAAGCACGUCGGGUACGGGCACACCACGCUCGUGUGGCUCCACUACGGCGACCGGUGGCGCAACCUCCGCCGCGUCCUCGUCGUCGAGCUCUUCUCCGCGGCCCGCCUCGCCGCGCUCGCCGCCGACCGCCGCGCCGAGGCCGUGUCCCUCGUCAGGAACAUCCUCCGCGACGUUUCCGGCGCGCCGCCGUCGCCGUCCUCGUCGUCGUCCUGCACGGUGAUCACGUUCCGCCCCAGGUUCUUCGAGAUGGUGUUCAACGUUCUGAUGCGGUCGCUGACCGCGCACCGCCACGGCGCCGGCGGCGACGUGGCCAGGUUCGAGCACCUCGUCGAGGAGACGUUCGCCGUGAGCGGGACGCUGGGGCUUAGUGACUUCUUCCCGGGGCUCUGGUGGGUCGACCGCCUGCGCGGCGUCGAGGCGAAGACGGCGAAUCUGGCCGCCGCCCAUGACGCCUUCAUCACCGACAUCAUCGACGGCCAUAAGCGCAUGCGCGACGCUGGGGUUGGAGACGGCGGGAAGAGAAGCACCAUUGACGUCCUACUCCGGUUGCAAGAAUCAGACCCAAAGAAUUACACCGACACCGUCAUCAAAGGCCUCGUUCUUAUCAUCCUCGCUGCCGGAACCGACACGACGACGGUGACCACAGAGUGGUUGAUGGCGGCGCUGCUGAAACACCCAGAAGUAUUCCGGCGGGUCAGGGACGAGAUAGACGCCACCGUCGGAACCGGCCGGCUGGUCGAGGAGGCCGACAUCACCAACCUCCCUUACCUCCAGUGCGUCGUCAAGGAGACGCUCCGGCUCUACCCGCCGGCGCCGAUCGUCCCGGCGCACGAGGCCAUGGAGGACUGCACCGUCGGCGGCGUCCACGUCAGGCGCGGCACGAUGGUCGUCGCGAACCUGUACGCGAUCCACCGCGACGCCGAGGUGUGGGACGCGCCGGAGGAGUUCAGGCCGGAGCGGUUCUUGGACGACGUCGGCGGCGCCGCCGCCGCGACGGCCAGGGCCGUGCCCGUGCUGCCCACCCUGCCGUUCGGGAUCGGCCGGCGGCGGUGCCCCGGGGAGGCGAUGGCGACGCGCAUCGUCUUCAUGGCCGUGGCGGCGCUGGUCCAGUGCUUCGACUGGGACGCCGCCGGCGCCAUUGACAUGGCCGAGGGCGACGGUCUGACCGUGCCCAUGGCGACGCCUCUGGCGGCCGCCUGCCGGCCUCGGGAGUUUGUCCAUGGCAUGCUGUCUGCAGCUUCUCUCGACGAGAUGGAGUGA